Messenger RNA from Solea senegalensis (Senegalese sole), 327 nucleotides. Its product is annotated as inter-alpha-trypsin inhibitor heavy chain H5-like. The record is from RefSeq and is a predicted model, not a curated record. Bases 1 to 327 code for a protein of 108 amino acids. Lineage: Eukaryota; Metazoa; Chordata; Actinopteri; Pleuronectiformes; Soleidae. The transcript is spliced from 3 exons.
AUGAUGAUGAUGAUGAUGAUGAUGACGAUGAUGAAGAUGGGCUGUGCUGCUCAGGAACAGCUGCAGAAGGAUGAGGACAUGGCUCCAGACGUGUCAGACUUUGAUUUAAACUUUGCUCCUCCCAGAAUUCCACGACAGGUGAAAACAAUCUUAACAAAGGAGACCAAACCUCACAUCCAGGAACUGUCCAUCAGAACCACCAUCAUCUCUCGUUACGCCUUCACGGCUGUUUACUGCGUCAUGUUGAACCGUCUCAGCGUUGCCGCUGACGCCACCUUUCACUUCCACAUUCCUGCUGAUGCUUUUGUCUCCAACUUCACCAUGUGA